Olea europaea var. sylvestris is the source of this 737-nucleotide messenger RNA. Its product is annotated as kunitz trypsin inhibitor 2-like. Bases 29 to 625 code for a protein of 198 amino acids. The transcript has a single exon. The record is from RefSeq and is a predicted model, not a curated record. Gene Ontology annotation, molecular function: endopeptidase inhibitor activity. Lineage: Eukaryota; Viridiplantae; Streptophyta; Magnoliopsida; Lamiales; Oleaceae.
UCAAAUCAAAUUCCAACUGAUAUCAAAAAUGGAGAAAACGAUGAUGUUUUCAUUCUUCCUUGUUGCACUACUCUCAACAAACUUCUUCACAGGUUCUUCUGAGCCAGUGCUCGACACGGAGGGCCAUCCAGUUCGACCCGGCGUCAAGUACUACAUACUUCCACCUUACCCCGGCGCAGGUUCCGGCCUCACUUUAGCACCCAACAAAGGCAAAUGUCCCUAUGAAAUCGUUCAAAUUCUGAGCGAACCAGCCAAUGGCCUUCCGGUUACCUUUUCCUCUGCCAAUGCACACGACAAAACUAUCCAACUCAACACUGAUUUGAAUAUAAAAUUCACUGAUUUCAAGCACACGACGCCAUGCCACGAAUCCAAGGUCUGGAAAUUCGACGCCAGCAAGCAACAAUUCGUGACAGUUGGUGGAGUUGAAGGGAAACCUGGGCCUGAAACUUUGCCCAACUGGUUCAAGAUUCAGAAGGAACAUAAAGACUAUAAGAUUCAGUACUGUCCGACUGUUUGCAAAAAGUGCAGGGUUAUCUGUGGAGACGUUGGUCCGGUAAUCUACAAUAACAAAAAACAUUUGGCUGUAAAAGAAUCCCCUCUCAGCGUUAUCUUCAAGAAGGCAUAGAAAAUUUAAUACUAUAUAGCAAAAAACUAUGUAAUGAGAGGAGCUUUUUUCUUUAGUAUAUGCAUGCACAUGUAAUCUUUAUGAAGUAAUGGAAUAAAGGAGCUUUAAUCCA